AAUAAACCUUCUCAAGGACUUUGCUCACCAAAUUUCGUCAACCGAAGGAGAGUCCUCUUCUUCGCCCACCAAACCCCAUUCCAAUCACACCGCCGCCGCCGCCACUUUGAUCGGCAGGAUGGCCGGCGAUCCGGCCGCCGGCGGCGACGGCGGCCGUGGCUCCUCAGGCGGCAAGGGCUCGUCCCCCUCCUCCUCGCGGCACCAGCAGUUCCGCAACCUCGCCAAGACCCGCGUCGACGACCUCCAGGAGAUGUUCUCCGGCCUCCAGUCCGCCCGCAAGGAGAGCCGCUCCGCCGACGCCGCCCUCCUCGAGGAGCAGGUCCACCACAUGCUCCGGGAGUGGCGCGCCGAGCUCAACGUCCCCUCCCCCGCCUCCUCCCUCCAGAACUCUCAGUCGCAGGGUAACAACCGGGAGGCGUCGGAUCCGCCAUCGGAGACGCUGCGGUUGCUGCAGCUGGCCGGGGCCGAGGAGGAGGAUGACGCCACCAGCAAGCUCGUGAUGCCGCGAUCGCCUAUGCCGAUGCAAUCUUCUCAUGAGGGCCAUAAUCUCAGCCCCGUGCUACAGGGGGGGACUAUGGCGGGGGGAGCCGCUGAGCUGAUGGUUCCCCGAUCGCCGCUGCAGCAAAUGCCAUCUUCUCAUCAGAGCCAUGGGCAUGGGCAGGAUGGCGGCCAGAAUCUGCAGGGUGAGGCUGUCAUGGGAAGUACUGCUGCUACUGCUGCCCCGCAUCUGGGUCAGGGAAUGCAGGGCGAUUGCGGAGGAAUGGCUGGUGUUACCAAUGCAAUGUUCCAUGAUCAGCUGUACUAUAUAGAUCAUGAACUCAACAUUGAUGAUUUUCUUCAAGAUGAUGAUUAUAAGAUAAAUCUUCCUGGCUCAAACCCAGACGGCCCCAAUACCAUGCAGGGGAUUGGUCAGCUGGAACAUCAACAGUACAACCUGCCAUUAGAUCUGCCACCUAACUCAUUUGUUGAUGCAAAUAACUCUGCGCAGAGUUCUGGAGAUGUUUUUUUCCACAUGUCAGACUUGCUCACAACAAUGUGCCCAUCACCUUCUCAAUAUUUGGGGCCAAAAUGUGCACUCUGGGACUGCGGUCGACCUGUUCGAGGAUCAGAUGAGUGUCAACAUUACUGCAAUCCUUACCAUGCCGGUUUAGCUUUGAAUGAUGAUGGCCUUCUAGGGACUAGACCUGUGAUGCGUCCAAGGGGGAUUGAUUUGAAAGAUGGCCCUCUGUUUGCUGCUCUUAGUGCAAAAGUCCAAGGAAAAAAUGUUGGUAUUCCUGUGUGUGAAGGGGCUGCAACUACAAAAUCUCCUUGGAAUGCACCUGAGCUUUUCGAUCUAUCUCUUCUUGAAGGUGAAUCUCUUAGAGAAUGGCUAUUCUUUGACACACCAAGACGGGCAUUUGAUAGCGGCAAUCGGAAGCAAAGGUCAUUGCCAGAUUACAAUGGCCGUGGAUGGCAUGAAUCAAGGAAGCAAGUGAUGAAAGAUUUUGGAGGUCUGAAGAGGUCCUAUUACAUGGAUCCACAACCAUCCAGCAACUAUGAGUGGCAUCUUUUUGAAUAUGAAACCAAUGAUUCUGAUGCUCUAGCGCUGUAUCGGCUUGAGUACAAGUCUUCUGAUACUAAGAGGAGUGUUAAAUCAAAAUUGGCAAGCAGUCCACUGAGUGAAAUACAGCAGCAAAUGGUCAGGCUUAGUGCAGACAGUCCUGUGGAAAGCAAACGGACUGCUAGGAGCAGGGCAAAGGCUAAUCAAAAGGAUAACAAUUCAAACGCCUAUCCAGCUCUCAAUACCCCUGUUCAAGUCAGUGCUUCAAAUGCUCAUCAAACAAUGUCUGUCAACACCCCUGAUCAGGUCAAUGUUUCAAAUGCAUAUCAAACAAUGCCUCUCAACACCCCAAAUCAACCCGGUCCUUCUAAUGCUUAUCAUGCAGCAUCACAGAUGGACCAGAUGACGUUUCUGGAUGGCAGUGUUGUUUAUGGACCUCAUCUUCCAUAUGGAUACUCCACCGAAAGAAGCGAUUUCUACUGGAACCCUAGUGACGGGACAUGAAGAUAGCAUAUUGGGUUUCAUACAUUCUACUGCAUCUGUCAGCUGGGAAUUUUAACAGCAUCAGCUAAAUUAUGGGGCUCAACAGUGUGGCCCAAAAGUUUUCUGAUUGUAUGACCUCUUUUAAAGAUGGCAUGUUUGCAAUACAGUGCUAUACUUUGCAUUAACACUUGACUGUAAAAAUAUAUCCCAGCACGCCCUAGCUCCUGUUGAUGGCAAGUUAAAUGGUCAAAUGGCUUUUACCAGGAACCAAUGCUGCUGUGCUGGGUGUAUUUUUAGCUUAGCCUGAAGCCUUAUGAAGUUCUGAACUUCUGAAGGUUUCGUUUUAUCCUUUGUAUAUACCCUGAUUUUCUGAGGCGUUGUGGCAUCCCAGAUUUGCCUUUCCGUU
Molecule: messenger RNA, 2429 nt
Organism: Oryza sativa Japonica Group (Japanese rice)
Lineage: Eukaryota; Viridiplantae; Streptophyta; Magnoliopsida; Poales; Poaceae
Product: transcription factor VOZ1
Biological process (GO): positive regulation of DNA-templated transcription; positive regulation of long-day photoperiodism, flowering
Cellular component (GO): nucleus
Molecular function (GO): sequence-specific DNA binding
Source: RefSeq, a predicted model, not a curated record